AUGUUGAUGAAAUUUGGACUUCCCAGUGCUGAGGCCUGGAGUAAAAAACCUGUCUUGGAGAGUCCAAUUCCUCCUAGCCCCUUCAGCAACCCAUACUUGACCCAAUUGUACGAGUUCACAAUGAGAGGGUCAACUCCAUUAACCAUUGCCGUCCUUUACUUCACCUCAGUGCAUCUCAUGAACAAAGUUGUUAGAAAUAGACAAGUUCGUAAACAACAGCAAUUGGAGGGGAAAUCAAACGAUACCAAAUCCCAAGCUAAAAAGAGGUUACCUGCUGCUCCUUACUCCGUAGCCACCACUUCACUUUUCAAAAUUUUUGUCAUUUUGCACAACGUCUUUUUAUGUGUUUACUCCGUAUGGACAUUUAUUGGAAUGACAACCACCAUCGCAUCAACGAUGGACAUUUUCAAAAUGGAGUUGAUUCCAUCAUUUUAUCAAAGCUUGAAGGUUGAAAACUAUACGUUGCAAAAAUUGGAUGUGUUUUUCCAAAGUGUUUGCGAUCCAAACAGUGGUAUUUUCUCAAGAGUAAUCACAUCAGCUCAGGGGUUGCACAAUUUGGAAAUUUUAGGAUUUUGGUUCUACAUUUCCAAGUUUUAUGAAGUUAUCGAUACUCUUGUCAUUCUUCUCAAGGGACGUCCAUCAUCGUUAUUGCAAAGUUAUCAUCAUGCUGGAGCAAUGAUGUGCAUGUGGGCAGGAGUAAGAUACCAAUCGCCACCAAUUUGGAUCUUUGUUGUCUUCAACUCAUUUAUCCAUUCGUUGAUGUAUUUCUACUUUACCUUGUCGUGCUUGCAUAUCAAAGUUCCCCAAGUGUUUAAGAAACUGUUGACUUCGAUGCAAAUCACUCAAUUUGUCCUUGGUGGAAGUAUCGCUGUUUUGCAUAGUUUUGUUUGGAUUGUGGACACAAGCAAGUUGGUUAGCCCUGAACAUAUGAAAUUGGUCAAUUGUAUCAGUACACCAGAAAAGGCAUUGCCAUUGUUGAUCAAUGUUGCGUAUUUGACACCAUUGACGGCUUUGUUUGCCGCUUUCUACAUUGAAAGUUAUUUCAAGACAAAGAGCAAGUAG
This is a messenger RNA of Lodderomyces theae, 1062 nucleotides long. RefSeq lists its product as uncharacterized. The record is from RefSeq and is a predicted model, not a curated record. The transcript has a single exon. Gene Ontology annotation, cellular component: endoplasmic reticulum membrane. The coding region runs from base 1 to 1062 and encodes 353 amino acids. NCBI's taxonomy places the organism in Eukaryota, Fungi, Ascomycota, Pichiomycetes, Serinales, Debaryomycetaceae. Gene Ontology annotation, biological process: fatty acid elongation, polyunsaturated fatty acid; very long-chain fatty acid biosynthetic process; fatty acid elongation, saturated fatty acid. Gene Ontology annotation, molecular function: fatty acid elongase activity.